Molecule: messenger RNA, 399 nt
Organism: Amoebophrya sp. A25
Lineage: Eukaryota; Dinophyceae; Syndiniales; Amoebophryaceae
Source: the annotation of a GenBank genome assembly
AUGCUGUCGGAUAAAGGCUACGACUUAGUUUCGAACGUGGGCGGUGAUAAUGUCUGUCUUCUCCGAGAAAGAUAUGUGAAGACUGUUCUUGCUCGCAACAGGCAAAAAGCACACCCACGCGAAACGCGACGCAAUGCUUCUGCCAAUGCAGAGCCGAUCCUUCGUUCACUGCUACAGGAUUAUCGCGGGCUCGUAGACGAGUUUGACUGCUAUCGUCAAUUGCGCUACCAGAGUCAGCCUUUUCUGUAUCAAGACGCUGCGGAUUGGGGCUAUUCGUAUGAAGAUUAUCGUUCAGACGUCUCGCGGCUGCGCAACUGGAAACCAAAUGUUCACAUCCAUGCUGCGAGACUGGUUCUUAUUCUCCGAUGUAGAAACCGCGUUUCCGCGUGUCUGCGGUAA